Messenger RNA from Rosa chinensis, 1894 nucleotides. RefSeq names its product piriformospora indica-insensitive protein 2. Gene Ontology annotation, molecular function: protein binding. The record is from RefSeq and is a predicted model, not a curated record. The transcript has a single exon. The coding region runs from base 207 to 1682 and encodes 491 amino acids. Gene Ontology annotation, cellular component: plasma membrane. Lineage: Eukaryota; Viridiplantae; Streptophyta; Magnoliopsida; Rosales; Rosaceae.
UACAUAAUUUAAAUGCACAUACAAAGAAAAGAAAAAAUAUGUCCCAACAUAAGCUCAAUAAUAAUCCAACUUGGUCCCUUGCUUGGUCUUGGCCAGUUGUCACUCCGACCCUUAGACUCCUGAUCACACUGUAAAAACUCCAGUCCAAAAGACAAGGGCAUUUUCGUAAUUCAUCGACCUCUGUGCUUCCCUCCCACUUAAACCCCAUGACCCAACUACUCCACAGUUCUCACCUCCACACUUGCUCUUGCUCUUUCAGAAAUCAGAACAGAGAGAAACAGACCUCAAUGGCUCAGCUCCACCCAAUUUCCACAUUCACCCUCCUCUUCCUCACAACCCUCCUGUCCUCUUUCGUCAUUUCCCACUCCCAGCCCCUCCUCAGCCCGGCCGAGCAGGCCUCCGUCUACCGCGUCCUCGACUCCCUCAACCCCCACGUCCCCUGGCGCACCCUCUUCCCCGACGACCUCUGCUCCUACGGCCCCCACGGUGUCGUCUGCGACUUCUUCGCCAACGACACUGAUCCCAGCGUCGUAACCGUCCACGUCUCCGAGCUCAGCUUCGGGUACGUCUCCGACUACACCCCCAACCCGCCCUGCUCCUCCACCGCCACUCUCAGCCCUCUCCUCUUCACUUCCUUCCCUUACCUCCGCAAGCUCUUCUUCUACCGCUGCUUCAACGAAACGACAGUCGUUUCGGUCCCUGAUAUUCCGGCGAGUUUCGGGUCGGGUCUGGAGGAGCUCGUCUUUAUAGACAACCCCUCUCUUGUUUCCCCGCUCAGUGGCAUUCUCCGUAAUUUCACCAGCUUAAGAAGGGCAGUUCUGACCGGGAACGGGUUUUACGGCAACGUACCGGAUUCCGUUGCCGAGAUGGUCCACCUGGAAGAAUUGACUCUCUCCGGAAACCAACUCGGUGGAGAGAUUCCGGUGAGUUUUGAAAAACUGAAGAAGCUGAAGGUUCUCGACCUGGGCGGGAACUCCUUCGCCGGAAAAGUGCCGGACUCGGUGGGGAGCCUCUCGGAGCUGUUGAAGCUUGACCUGAGCUCCAAUGGGUUUUCCGGCAAAAUCCCGGAGAGCCUCAAAAACUUGCGGAGGCUGGAGCUGUUGGACCUGAGCUACAACCGGUUCAACAACUCCGGCGUGCCUCUGUUCUUGUCGGAGAUGACACAGCUGAGAACGGUGUCUCUGAGUGGGAAUUUGCUAGGAGGGCAGAUUCCGGAAAUAUGGAGCAAGCUCGGGGGCAUUUUGGGAAUUGGGCUUUCUGGGAUGGGACUGGUUGGGAAAAUCCCAGCUUCAAUGGGGGUGUAUUUGAGAAAUGUGAGGUACCUUGGGCUUGACAAUAACAAACUGGAAGGGACAGUGCCUCAGGAGUUUGGUCUUUUGGAAUCUGUGAAUGAGAUUAAUUUGGAGAACAAUAGCUUAAGUGGGAGGGUCUCAUUUUCUUCAGCUAAAUUUGGGCACAAGAUGAAGUUGUAUGGAAACCCACAGCUCUGUGUUGAUGAUAAGGGUUUAAGGUUUGCAAAGGGUUUAGGGUUUGAGGAGUUGAAGGUGUGCAGCAAACAGCAGAAACCCAAUUCUGCCCAUUUCACAAUGGAUUCUUCUUCUUCUUCAGCAGUGCAGGUUGUUGUUCCAUCCAUGGUUAUGGUUUGUGGGUUUUUGGGUAUGAUUGUGCUUAUGCUUAAUUAGGAUUAGAGAGCCAUUAGAGGUUGAGGUUUAGGAAGUUUAGUAGGCCUUCUAACAGAGAAAGGAACAGGAUUUUGUAGUCUUGACUAGAAAUGAGUUUUGGGAAUUUGGGGAUGUGUAGUGAAGGUGGAUGUGGAUACAAGGAAAUUAACUAUGUAAUUAUGCACUUUUGUCAAUGGGAAGUGGAUAUAAAUGAUAGCAUUAUCUUUUGGUUA